GAUGACUCUUGUUCUCCCAGCCCUCAUCAAGUCACAGCUUGCCAAGGAUAUUGGCUAUGGUCUCAUUAUUGGAACCAUCCCAGGUCUCUACUUCAAGUUUGGUUACUGCAGAAACUACAUCAACAGAAGAGAGGAGUACUAUGCCGCUCUCGACAAGCAGCCAAUCGACGACGCCAACAUCUAAACGGUGCGACACAUACUUUUCCCCCAUCUGCUGUCUCUCUGUUGUGUAACAACAAUAUAAUACAAAAAAAGAUA
Acytostelium subglobosum LB1 is the source of this 258-nucleotide messenger RNA. RefSeq lists its product as hypothetical. The record is from RefSeq and is a predicted model, not a curated record. Lineage: Eukaryota; Evosea; Eumycetozoa; Acytosteliales; Acytosteliaceae. The annotation marks the transcript as partial. The transcript has a single exon.